Molecule: messenger RNA, 1175 nt
Organism: Amphiprion ocellaris (clown anemonefish)
Lineage: Eukaryota; Metazoa; Chordata; Actinopteri; Pomacentridae
Product: collagen triple helix repeat-containing protein 1
Exons: 5
Coding region: 77-847 (256 amino acids)
Source: RefSeq, a predicted model, not a curated record
ACUAAAAGCGUCUGCAGUUGGAGUCCAAGUGUCGCCUCAGAUCUCAGGCUGAGCACAGCAGCAGUUAAUCUUUUCUAUGAUGUCUCCUUUUGUUGCCCGCCUGCUGCUGCUUGUCUGCUUGGCUUUACCUCUUUAUGGCGUGGAAAAGGUGAGAAAUAGAGGAUACCGAAAGGAUCCUGACGCUGACAAGUGCACUGGAAAUGAUGCAGAAAAGCCCAACUGUACUAGACACUCUGGAGAUGGAAGAUCUACUUAUUUGAACAACAUGUUUGGCAGCUGCAUGCAGGGCCCAGCAGGAACCCCUGGCAGAGACGGUAACCCUGGAGCCAACGGUAUCCCAGGGACGCCAGGUAUCCCAGGACGCGAUGGGCUUAAGGGUGAAAAAGGAGAGUGCAUUAGUGAGAUUUUCGAGGAGCCCUGGAAGCCCAACUACAAGCAGUGUGCCUGGAACUCUCUGAAUUAUGGAAUCGACCUGGGUAAAGUAGCUGAUUGUACGUUCACCAAGCUGCGUUCAGACAGCGCCCUCAGAGUUCUCUUCAGUGGCUCCCUCAGACUCAAGUGUAAGAACGCCUGCUGUCAGAGGUGGUACUUCACCUUCAAUGGAGCAGAGUGCACAGGACCGCUGCCCAUAGAGUCCAUCAUUUACUUAGAUCAAGGGAGUCCUGAGCUCAACUCAACCAUCAACAUCCACAGAACGUCCUCAGUUGAAGGCCUGUGUGAGGGCGUCAAAGCAGGGUUGGUGGAUGUGGCGGUGUGGGUGGGGACCUGUGCUGACUACCCCAGAGGAGACGCUUCCACAGGCUGGAAUUCUGUAUCCAGGAUUAUCAUUGAGGAACUGCCUAAAUAAGACAUGAAUAAAAGUUACGUGAAAGGGAGGAUCCAGUCUUGGUAGGGUAACUGUAUGUUAUCUGUCCCUCUAAAAUGAUCAGGUGUGGUUUGCUGAGGCGUCACAGCAUCAGCGAUGGUAACUUGAAUACUAGUUGAGAGGCCUUUAAACCAGAACACGGUGUUGUUCUGUCUCCCAGAAAUAAACUUUGUACUGUAGCAGUUUCGGCUCGUGGGUGCUGUUAGAUACAGUAACCUUUUAACACACAUUGAUAAUGUUUGAACUAUGUACUCAUGACUUUUUUGUAUAUGCAUUAUUACUGUUAAUGAAGUCAUCUUUUUUUAAAGAA